Molecule: messenger RNA, 2552 nt
Organism: Dendroctonus ponderosae (mountain pine beetle)
Lineage: Eukaryota; Metazoa; Arthropoda; Insecta; Coleoptera; Curculionidae
Gene: Caf1-105
Product: chromatin assembly factor 1 subunit B
Exons: 6
Coding region: 228-2300 (690 amino acids)
Biological process (GO): nucleosome assembly; DNA replication-dependent chromatin assembly
Cellular component (GO): nucleus; CAF-1 complex
Molecular function (GO): protein binding
Source: RefSeq, a predicted model, not a curated record
UCAAGAGAAAAUGGGUGUAUGUCUAAUUUCCAAUUGUAUUUUUAUUUAACAAGUUUACAAAUACAUGCUGGCAACGUUGUUAAUUAGCAGUGCUACAAAAUCUGACAGAAGAACAAUGUAUUGGCGGCAACCGGUUAAAACACUAAUUUAUUUAAUAGUCUUUUAUUUUUGUUGUUUCCACAUAAGUGAAUAGUUUUACCCGCCAUCAAGGUGCUACUCGCUCGAAUAUGAAGUGCACGAUUCCGGAAAUAUCGUGGCAUAAUAAAGAGCCGGUGUUUUCAGUGGAUAUUUUUCCAGAAAAUGGGCAGUUUUACAGGUUAGCUUCUGGCGGUGGUGAUUGUCAUGUAUUGAUAUGGCAAAUGACCAUUGCAUUAAAUGGUGCAGUAAACCAAGACCUAAUUUCGGACCUUACAAGACAUCAACGAUCUGUAAACUGUGUCAGAUGGUCUCCUUCGGGAAAGUACUUAGCUUCAGGAGAUGACGAUGCCAACAUUAUUGUUUGGCAACUUAAGACUGAUAGCAUUCCAUUGCUGGAAGGCGAAACAGGGGAUAAAGAGACAUGGACUGUCUACAAAGUUAUGAGAGGCCACAAGGAAGAUGUUUAUGACUUAUGUUGGUCAAUAGAUGAACUAAAACUGUUAUCUGGAAGUGUUGAUAAUACAGCAAUUUUAUGGGACCUAAACAAAGGAAAAAUCGACCAUAUUUUAACUGAUCACAAAGGGUUUGUCCAGGGGGUUGCCUGGGAUCCAAAAAAUCAAAUACUUGCCACGAUUAGUACCGAUAGAGUUUGUAGGAUAUUUGAUAAUACAGGCAAACAUGUUAAAGCCAGAAUACAAAAAGGAAAAAUCACUGCAGUUCCAGAAGGUCAUUUUCUAAAAGACAAAGAUGCAAAGUACUUCCACGAUGACACGUUCAAGUCGUUCUUUAGAAGGUUGCAAUUUACUCCUGAUGGUUCACUGUUAAUAGUGCCUUCAGGCUUCAUCGAGGCCGAAAACUGUAAAACUGCCCUCAACUCUACAUUGAUUUUCGCUAUUGACAAUCUCUGUUCACCCGCGGUUAUUCUUCCUUUGCCAAGGCAAAGCAGUACGGCAGUCAGAUGCUGCCCAAUUCUAUUUGAACUUAAAGAAGAAGGCCCUGCUCCAACAAUUAAGCUACCAUACCGAAUGAUAUUUGCCGUAGGGACUGAUCAUGAUAUUAUUUUAUAUGAUACGCAACAAAAGUUACCAUUUGCGCGGUUCCAAGAAAUACAUUAUACUAGAAUCACUGAUCUGACUUGGUCCCAGGAUGGUUUACUGCUGAUCGCUUCCUCCACUGAUGGAUUUUGCAGUCUAAUCACGUUCGAACCAAACGAACUUGGCACAGCUUGGGUAAAAAAUGAAGAAGAGAUUGAGGAAAAUCUUUUGGAGGUCAGUGCCUGUCAGGAACUAAUCGAAAAGGAUGAAAAUGUCGAUAUCGCUGAUAAGGAAGUAAAUAAAGGCGAAAAGAAUGAUGCAGCAAAAAAGGAGCACAAAGAAGAAUCGAUAAAACGACCCAGCUUUUUAGAGCAAUGGGCCUUGAAAACUCCAAAAAAGAGGAAAAUUGAGAAGGAUGUGGCUAGUCCUGGGGCCAAAGCUCAAGCUUUCGAAAUUUUAGAGUCACCUAUGAAAGUUAAUGUUAGUCAACAGAAUCUUCCAGCAAUGGUUGCUGAAACAGAAGAAAAGGUUGUAAGUGCAAAACCAACUAACCAAAAUCCAGUUGACAUAAUUUCUUUGGAGUCGGACGAUGAAUGCAAUAUCACACCUAUAAAGAAAAAGUCUGCUAAAUUAAUUAAGGCACAGAAAAAGGAGCCGGUUUUAAAAAUCAAACUAUCUCGGAUGGUGAACUGUAGUACACCAGAAGUAAGGCCUAAGAAAGCCAAAAACGCGCUACUUAGUUUUCUGAAACAAUCAUCUGAAAAGGCGACCAAGAAAGCGCAAGUUCCUAAAGAAUCUCACAUGGUUUUGCCAAUAGAAGAAAUUAGUGCGCGAGAUGCCUGGUCGUGUCAUGUGGCUAAUGAAGAAGCCCGAACUCCCCAAAAAAUAGACGAAAGUACAGAUGACGAUAAAACUGAAGACUUUUGUUUACAGCUUGAAGAGUCUCAAGAGUGCAGGGAACGGACUACUGAUCCACAAAGAUCCAAUGAGAAACACCUUGAAAAGUCUGAUUUAGAUGAUAAGAAAGAAAGUGCAAAAAAAGCGGAAAGUCAGAGUUCCGCGUUGAAAACACCCAGAAGGGUGGCAUUGAUUACAUUAUGUGGCCCGGGAAGAAAACUACGAAAAUAAUCGUUCUUCCCUGUUCCACAUGAAGAAUGAAAAUGAAGUUUCGCUGUAUAGCACGACGACGAGCUUUUGUUUAAAGAUAACUAGUAAAUAUUAUGCGCUUUUAGACUGUGAGUGUCCCCGUUUUAUAUAUAGAAAAUUUGAAGAAAACUUAUUUUCAUUCAAAGUUCGUAUUUGAUUAGUAUAUAUUGAGGAUAGAUAUAUUUGUAAAAAUUCAAAUGAAAAGGAAACGAAUAAAUGUUGCCCAAACGUAAA